AAGAAGAAGAGCAACGGCGCUGUAGUGAGAAGAGCGUGUUUGUGCUAGGCUAACACAACCCAGAAGCUAAAAUGGAUUUAACUGAGCAGAUCAACCAGUUGGAGGCAGACUUGAUGGAAAUGGGUUCACUCUUGGAAAAAUCGGAGAGGAAACGUGUGCAGGAGCUGUUAAAGCAGGAGCAGAAGAAGGCGGAGAAGGAGCUUUCAAGCAAAAAACAACAGAAGGAGCAACAGGCCAAGAGACAAGCAGACCCAUCUGCAGCCUCUAAAGCAGCGUACACAGUCAAGAUCAACAACUAUGCAUGGGACCAGUCAGAUAAAUUUGUAAAAAUUUACCUCACACUGAAGGAUGUGCACAAAAUCCCAUCAGAAAACGUGGAGGUCAACUUCACAGAAAGGUCCUUUUCGGUUCUGGUGAAGGAUCUUGAUGGGAAAAACCAUCAAAUGAAAAUCCUCAAUCUGUCAUAUCCAAUCGAUGAAAAGGAAAGCUGCAAAAAGAUAAAAACAGACAUGAUCCUGGUCAUGUGCAAGAAGAAGACAACAAAGAAGUGGGAGUGCCUAACGAAGGCGGAACUGCAGUCUAAAGAGAAAGAAAAACCCAGUGCGGCGGAGACUGCAGACCCCAGCGACGGCCUGAUGACUAUGCUGAAGAAGAUAUACACCGACGGAGAUGACGAGAUGAAGAGAACCAUCAACAAAGCCUGGUCAGAGUCCCAGGAGAAGAAGAGCCGAGGAGAAGACGCGCUUGACGUGUAAACUGCACCCACUUCUAUUCCGCAAGCGAAAAUAAGUGAGAUCUUCCAGGGCUGCAGCGGACAUGACUUGAAUAUCAAACGCUAUAACUGACGUCCAAGUAUAUAAAUCACACUUUCACAAUAUGUAAAAUUUAGAUAUACAGCUCAUAAAUAAAGAGACAUGAGUAAUUGUUUAGCCCUGGAUGGCCUCAGCUUUGAAAACCAGGUUGCAAAUAGUCAUAAAUCAUAAAGCUGUUAAUAGAAUAGAAUCACACAAUUGUGUACAAACACAAAAGUGCUGAUGAUGAGGCAGCAGCCUAAAUAGCAAGAAGUCACACCGAUUCAUCACCUACCAUAAAGCAGCCAUUUUCUUCCCAAGAUGAAUAUCUUGUAAGUUGUACAUGAUUUCAACUGGAUCAGGGAAAUUGAAAAAUUGUUGACUUGAUCUGUUAAGUCACCUGCUGAUUUGUUGUAGCUAAACUGAUGUUGAGUGUGUUUUCUCGUGAUCAUUUGCUUAAGUCACCUUCACAUUCCUUAAAUGAAGACGACCAGAGGACAUGUCAGUCUUCAGAUCAGCCUUUUGAUUUUUUUUGUCAUUCUAUAAAUGGACCAUACUGAUAUUUGCAAAUAUAUUUGUGUAAUGUGCUUUACUCGUGUUAAACUGUGCAAAACUCAAACAUUUAUUUCAAUUCUUUAAAGUGAUUUUCCUACUAUGAUUUCUAUGGUUCAACUUUUUUGCAUCGUGGUUUGUCUCCAAUAUUUGUGAAUAUGUACAAAUUGACUUUUUAACUAAGUUGAUAUUUUGCUUUGGUUGUUCAUGUAAGUCUUAUGUGUAAUGUUGCCCGCCCUCAGGUUGUUCAUGCAGUUCAGACAAAUAUAACUUUUGAACUGAC
Molecule: messenger RNA, 1626 nt
Organism: Limanda limanda (common dab)
Lineage: Eukaryota; Metazoa; Chordata; Actinopteri; Pleuronectiformes; Pleuronectidae
Gene: cacybp
Product: calcyclin binding protein
Exons: 6
Coding region: 72-755 (227 amino acids)
Biological process (GO): heart development
Cellular component (GO): nucleus
Molecular function (GO): tubulin binding; ubiquitin protein ligase binding; S100 protein binding
Source: RefSeq, a predicted model, not a curated record